CGCAAUCGAGUUAGUCGUGGACAAACAAUCAACGGUGUUGACGUGCGCGGGAGAGUGCUGACGUUCACGUGCUCGCGGGUUUUGACGUUUUUUGAGUUUCGGCGGAUGGGAUUCCCGGCGGCGGCGGUCUGAGGUGGUGGCGGCUGCGGAUUUUGGAUGGUUUGCACGAUUGCCCGCUUCUUCUGACCAGUGCGUGCCAGCCGUCGCCCAUGCAUCUCCCAGUCUCCCUAACGACCUGCAGCGUUUCGGAAGAAGCGUGGCCCAAGUCUAGCAUGUGCGAGCCGCCGGCCUCGGGCUACAUGAGCAACCAGGACAUCUGGUGGACCGAGCACCUCAUCCACGAGAUCCAGACGGAGCACCCGGGGGAGCUGGUGCGCACCGGGAGUCCGUACUUCCUGUGCUCGGCGCUGCCGUCGCACUGGCGCUCCAACAAGACGCUGCCGGUGGCGUUCAAGGUGGUGGCGCUGGGCGACAUCGGGGACGGCACCAUCGUGACGGUGCGGGCCGGCAACGACGAGAACUGUUGCGCGGAGCUGCGCAACUCGACGGCGGUCAUGAAGAACCAGGUGGCCAAAUUCAACGAUUUGAGGUUCGUGGGGAGGAGCGGACGGGGGAAAUCUUUUUCGAUCACGAUCACGGUCUCUACCACGCCUCCGCAGGUGGCGACGUACACCAAAGCGAUCAAGGUGACGGUGGACGGGCCGAGGGAACCCAGAUCGAAGACCACCGGACAGCACACCACCUACCGGGCGAUCGGCCUGCAGCGGCCCUUCCUCGAAGGGCCCUUCACGACGCACCUCAGGGACUUCGAGGCGUACAAAAAACGGGGGGCGGCGUCGUCGCAGAGCAGCGAGGGCUCGCAGAGCUCGUACAAGCAGGACUCGCAAGAUAGCUCUCUACAUUCCAACGGCCCCCCGGCCCACUGCCCCCCGACCACGUGGCCCGACUACUCCACCACCUACACCCCGUACACCCCCCAAACCCCGUACUACGACCACCACCAAGAGCCGGCGCACAGCACUUCCAUCCAUCUACCCACCGUACUACCGGAGCCCGGCCAUAACGAGUUUAUCAAUACAUCGCUGACCUCCCCGACGCCCAUGCUCAACAGUGCCAAAUCCGAGAUCGACCCCAUGAUCUGCUCGAGCCCGCGGUACUCCGACAACAGUACUUACUACCCGAACAACUGGGGCACCAACACGACUUACCCCAACAACUACAACUACUACAACACGCCGAACAACAACCAGCAGUACACGGGGGCGAUGGUGUUGUACCCGCCGUUGUACUCCACGGUGAACCAGAACCAGAUCCACUUCCAUCUGCACGGCAGUACCGAGAAGAUCGACCAGUACUUGGGCUCGGAGGCGCUGAAUUUGAACCCGACUAGGGCCAUCGAGCUGGCGCAGAACGUCACGACGGAGGUGGCGCAGACCCACCAGGAGCCCCUCGACGACGGCGCCGAGAGGACGCAAGAGCACAACAGCGACCCCGCCAGCGUGUGGAGGCCGUACUGAUGACUUUCGAGUGUUUUUCUAUUUAUUGCUGUGCGAGGAUUAUAAUUUAUUCCGAUUUGUACAAUAAGUACUGUAUUAUACAAAAGUAUUAGUACUACUCUAAGAGAAAUACUUAACGUUAUUAUUUUUCUACUCGCUUUACUAGGUUUAGUCAUUCUUUUACCAAAUAAUUCUUAUCAUAGUUUCGAGGAUGUCUUAGAUAAGAUACUGGUUGUGUUUGACAGUUGCAAUAAUUUCGUGACUUCGCUCUCGUCAAUUAUACUUUCGAAAUAUGUGUCAACUCCAUGUCAAAUAAAUACAUAUCAAAAUCUAUGUGAUUUUUAAAGUUUAAUGGGCUACGUUUAGCUCGGUUUCAAGAUAUUUAUAUUGUAUUAUUGAUAGAUAA
Molecule: messenger RNA, 1902 nt
Organism: Zophobas morio
Lineage: Eukaryota; Metazoa; Arthropoda; Insecta; Coleoptera; Tenebrionidae
Product: runt-related transcription factor 1-like
Exons: 6
Coding region: 210-1517 (435 amino acids)
Biological process (GO): regulation of DNA-templated transcription
Cellular component (GO): nucleus
Molecular function (GO): ATP binding; RNA polymerase II cis-regulatory region sequence-specific DNA binding; DNA-binding transcription factor activity, RNA polymerase II-specific
Source: RefSeq, a predicted model, not a curated record